AUGGACGGAGAAGACGUUGCUGCUCCGGUUUUGCCGGUGAUGACGCUCCCAAGAGCUGUGUUCCCUUCUAUCGUUGGUAGACCAAGACACCAGGGAAUUAUGGUCGGUAUGGGUCAAAAAGACUCCUACGUUGGAGAUGAAGCCCAAUCAAAGAGAGGUAUCUUAACUUUGAGAUACCCUAUUGAACACGGUAUCGUUACAAAUUGGGAUGAUAUGGAAAAGAUCUGGCAUCAUACUUUCUACAACGAGUUGAGAGUUGCCCCAGAAGAGCACCCAGUCUUGUUGACUGAGGCUCCAAUGAAUCCUAAAUCUAACAGAGAAAAGAUGACUCAGAUUAUGUUUGAGACAUUCAACGUUCCAGCCUUCUACGUUUCUAUUCAGGCUGUUCUUUCCUUGUACUCUUCUGGUAGAACUACCGGUAUUGUUUUGGACUCUGGUGACGGUGUCACUCAUGUUGUUCCAAUUUACGCCGGUUUCUCUCUCCCACACGCCAUCUUGAGAUUGGAUAUGGCCGGUAGAGAUUUGACCGAUUAUUUAAUGAAGAUCUUAUCUGAGAGAGGUUACACUUUCUCCACUACUGCAGAGAGAGAAAUUGUCAGAGACAUCAAAGAGAAAUUGUGUUAUGUUGCUUUGGACUUUGACCAAGAGAUGCAGACUGCCUCCCAAUCUUCAUCUAUCGAGAAGUCUUAUGAGUUGCCAGAUGGACAGGUUAUUACUAUUGGUAAUGAGAGGUUCAGAGCUCCAGAGGCUUUGUUCCAUCCAUCUCUACUUGGUUUGGAAGCUGCUGGUAUUGACCAAACUACUUAUAACUCCAUCAUGAAGUGUGAUGUCGAUGUCAGAAAAGAAUUGUACGGUAACAUUGUCAUGUCCGGUGGUAGUACCAUGUUCCCAGGUAUUGCUGAGAGAAUGCAGAAGGAAAUUACCGCUUUGGCUCCAUCUUCUAUGAAGGUCAAGAUCAUUGCUCCUCCAGAAAGAAAGUAUUCUGUCUGGAUCGGUGGUUCCAUUUUGGCUUCCUUGUCCACUUUCCAACAGAUGUGGAUCUCAAAGCAGGAAUACGACGAGUCUGGUCCUUCCAUUGUUCACCACAAAUGCUUCUAA
Molecule: messenger RNA, 1098 nt
Organism: Brettanomyces nanus
Lineage: Eukaryota; Fungi; Ascomycota; Pichiomycetes; Pichiales; Pichiaceae
Product: actin
Exons: 3
Coding region: 1-1098 (365 amino acids)
Source: RefSeq, a predicted model, not a curated record